AGACAUCAACUGAAGUGUUUAUAAGUUAAUAUAUUUUUAUUUUCGAAAUAUUAAAAUGUAAUUGGAAUAAUUGAAAAAAAAUUUAUCUAAAACAAAGUAAAUAAAAAUUAGUAAGAGGUAAUUUUGUACAUUGGAUGGUAGAGUUUAUUUGAUAAACUAGCGGGCAACUAAAAUGAGUAAAAAAAGAUUUAAUGACAGUAGCACUAUUUUCGAAGCAAAGAAGAGAAGGUGUUUAAGUGAAUUAAACAAACAGGAAAAUUCACAAUCCGUAGCUUUGGCUGAUGCAUCUGUUCGUUGCGGGAAAAUUAUGAGAAUUCACUUAACAAAUUUUAUGUGUCACUCAAAUUUAAAAAUUGACCUAUGUAGUAGAGUUAAUUUUUUAAUAGGCGCCAAUGGUAGUGGUAAAAGUGCCAUUCUCACAGCUUUGGUAGUGGGAUUGGGAGCUAAAGCAAGAAACACUAACCGGAGUACUAGUAUUAAACAAUUAGUUAAAACUGGAGAAAAUGCCGCAGAUAUAGAAAUUACUAUUGCCAAUUCUGGUGAUGAAGCUUAUGAACCACAAGUUUACGGCGAAUUCAUUACAAUAGUUCGUCAUAUUUUGGCUUCCGGAAGUUCAUCUUAUAAAAUAAAAAACCAGUUUGGGAACAUAAUAUCAAAAAAACUUGAUGAUUUGCACAAAAUUUUACUUUAUCAUAAUAUUCAAACAGAUAACCCAGUGUUCGUUUUGAAUCAAGAUAGUGCAAGAACUUUUUUGAGAGAAAUGGAUCCUAGUAAAAAUUACAUAUUAUUUUUGAAAGCUACCCAAAUAGAGGUAAUUUUAGAAAAGUUAAAUCAAUGUGGAAUUAUGUAUCAAGACUAUAGAUAUCGGUUAAGUUGCUAUGAGAAGCAACUGGAACUUAUGGAAAAAGAAUUAAAUGAUUUAAGGGAAAAGGAAGAACGUUUAGCGAGCGCUGACGAUAUUAAACGAAAGGUUAAACAGUUCAAACUUGAGGCGACUUGGUUAAAAGUGCAGCAACAAGAAGAGGUGGUUGAUGAAGUUCACACAAAAAGCACAGUAGUUCAAAAUAAGUAUCAGAAAAUAAAAAAAUCUCUUGAUGAAAGAGAUAGUGCGGAAAAAGCUAUCGAACACAAAAUAAAGGAAUAUGAAAAGCAGUAUCUAGAAAAAAGUAACUCAUUUCAGUCUAAAAUUACAAUACUAGAAAAUUUAAAAAGUGCGUGCAAGGAAGCUACGCAAAAGUUGGAACAAAAAUCAUUUGAAUGUAAAAAAUUACGAAGCAAGAUAUCUGAUUAUAAAAAUCAAAUUUUAAGUUAUGAGGAACGCAUUGAAGAACGUACUGGAAAUGGUUUAACACAAGUGCAAAAAUUGCGAAUGGAAAAUGAACACCAGCUUGAAAAUUUAUCAAAAGAAAAGGAUUCAUAUGAAAUUUUCAUUCAACAACAAAAACGGGAAUUAGAUUUACUAAAUGAAACUAAAUUAAAGCAAGAGUAUGAUUUUGAGGAUUUAAAGCGUCAACGAGCGAAAGUUUCUGAUAAAAUAAUAAAUUCGGAAAGAGAACUUUCAAAAAUUCAAUCAACUUCCAACAAUAAGUUUUCUGUGUAUGGGCCUCAAAUGUCGGCAUUUGUUGAAGAAAUUCGACGUAAUAAAAAUAAAUUUUCUGAAUUGCCAAUAGGACCGCUGGGGCUGUAUAUUUCUGUUUCAGAACAAAAGUGGCGUGGACCCAUCGAGCUUUUGAUAGGAGGCUUAUUGACAAGUUUUGUUGUUAAUAAUGAAAGCGAUUCUCGACUCUUGUCUAUCUUAAAGAAUAAAUAUGAAACUAUUAGAAGUCCAAUAAUCACAAUGAGAUUUCCCAAUCACGUUUAUGACGUUUCUUCUGGGGCUUGUAUUCCACCGCAGGAUACGAUUCUUGUUAUGAAUGAAAUAAAAUGUGAUAAUCCAGUUGUUAUGAACUGCUUGAUCGAUCGCGGAAAAAUUGAAACAAUUUUAUUGACAGAAAAUCAAACUUUAGCAAUAAAUUUAACAGCAUACGAAGAAAAUGUUCCAAGAAAUCUGUUAAAAGUCAUAUUAUUAAAUCCAUUUUUGGAAUAUUGCCCGGCGCCAAAAUAUCGAGCAUAUUCUUUAACAGAGAGGCCUCCACGUUACUUACAAGUCAAUAUGGAGGAAAUUCGAAAAAAUCUUCAAAUUGAACUAGAUAAGCAGAAGGGUAUUAAGGCGGCAUAUGAAGAAAAAUUAAGGUGUUUGAAAAGCAAACUGACCGAAAUUUAUCGUCAUGUGAAAAUUAACAGCGAUAAAUUAGCAGAAAACCAAAGGAAAAUGAAUGUAACUGUUGAAAAAAUUCAAGAAUUGGAAUCUUAUGAAUACCCAGAAGAAAUUCAAAUAGAAUUUUUUAAAAAAGAAAUUUCAGAACUACAAAAAACUAUAAGUAUCCAAGAAGAAACGCUUGUAAGUAUUGAAGAAGGUAUCAAAAUUUUGUUGCAAAAUAAAAUUGAGAAAACUGAAGAAUUCGACAAUUAUAAAGCUACCAUUAACAGUGACGAGGAACAAGUUAAAGAAUUAAAAAUUAACAUUGACGAACUUAAAUCUCAAUUAUAUUCUAUUGCAAAUAAUGCUAAUAGUUGGCAAAGCAGCUUAAAAAAGCUGGAAAAAGAAAUAAGUGAAAAUGAUAAUAAGUUAACAGUUGAGCGACAAAAACUUGAAAGCCUUAUAGAAACAGCUUCACUAGUUGGUGAACGUAUUAUAGUAACAAAAAGUGAAGACGAACUAAAAACUUUAAUUAAAAAGAAUGAAUAUUCGUUAAAACAAAUUUUAACAACUGAUGAAAAUUUAUCUGAUGUUAAAGCAUUAAUAGAGAACAAACAAUUUAGAUAUGAAAAGUUUCAAGCAUUUACAGAAACAAUAGCUAGAAUUUUAGAGAUGUUGAAAAAGACGCGAAUACAAAGAUUUAAAUUCAUUAUGAAUUUAAAAAACCACAUGGCAAUAAGAGUAAAAUUUACAUUUAUUGCUAUAUUAGAUUUGAAAAAUUUUACGGGUAACAUUGAUUUUAAUCACAAAGAUCAAAAGCUGGAGCUGACUAUUGUGCCACGUGAUAAACAUAUUGAUAAUGCUGUUUGCAAUACCAAAUCGUUAUCUGGGGGUGAAAGAUCCUUUUCAACAGUUGCUUUGCUUCUGUCAUUAUGGUCUUGCGUUGAUCACCCAUUUUAUUUUUUGGAUGAAUACGAUGUUUUCACCGAUCAAGUAAAUCGCGAAAUAAUGACAAAAUUAUUAUUGAGUGAAGCUGAAAAGAAACCACAUCGGCAGUAUACAUUUUUAACACCGCAGGAUGUAUCAUUUGUUAAAGCAUCUAACACUGUCGUCAUUCAAAAAUUAGCCGAACCAAAAAGAUAAAAGUGGUUUUAUUAUGUAAAAACAAUAAAAAAAUUCCAAAAGAAUUUUAUAUUUUAUUUUUUGUGCUUAUGAAUUUGAGAAUAUGUUUAUUUAUUAAUUACAUGUACAACUGAUUUCCAAUGCAAAAAUGAAGAAAAAUAAAUACAAAUUUUAUUUUUACAAUA
Molecule: messenger RNA, 3546 nt
Organism: Condylostylus longicornis
Lineage: Eukaryota; Metazoa; Arthropoda; Insecta; Diptera; Dolichopodidae
Gene: SMC6
Product: structural maintenance of chromosomes protein 6
Exons: 16
Coding region: 173-3382 (1069 amino acids)
Biological process (GO): double-strand break repair via homologous recombination
Cellular component (GO): nucleus; Smc5-Smc6 complex; site of double-strand break
Molecular function (GO): single-stranded DNA binding; damaged DNA binding
Source: RefSeq, a predicted model, not a curated record